AUGCAGAUAGGUGACUGCUCGCUCGUGCUGCAGCCAUCUCAGCCAGACCUGGUCCUCAAUGUAGGUAGAGUGACUCUUGGUGAGGAAUAUAGGCAAAAGCAGCAAAAAUUUCAGAGGGACAAAGAGAAGAAGAAAGUUGUGCUGGCUGCUUGUGCUCUGUUAAACUCAGGAGGAGGAGUGAUUCAGAUGGAAAUGGCAAAUGAGGCUGACCAUCCCCUGGAGCUGGGCUUGGACUUGGAGCAGGCCUUGAGAGAGCUGAUUCCAUCUUCAGAUGUCCUUCAGGCUUUCUUUGAGACCCGGCAACAAGGAAGGUUUUUCCACAUUUUUGUUAAGUCUUGGAGCAAUGCUGCUCUGCCUGAAGACAAUUGCACCAAGCCCCGCAUUUGCAGCGUGAGUUCUUCCCUGUACCGCAGAUCUGGUACCUCUACGAUUUGCUUAGAUUUGAGGCAGGCAUACGAUUUCCUGAAGACCCAGAAAAGGAAGGCACAGAAUACUCUCCUUAACGAAGAAUCAGAACAUAGCAAAAUCCUCAGAGCUAUGCAUCAGGACAUCAUGGAAUCAAAUUCUCCUUUCCAAGUUUUCCAAAGCAACAAGAUUGAAUAUGGUCACAUCCUGCCUUUUCCUGAGUCUCAUUCUGUAGAGUUUAAACAGUUCUCCACACAAAAAACCCAAGAAUAUGUAAAAAGAGUAAUUCAAGAGUACAUCCCUGCCUUUGCCAACACUGGAGGGGGCUAUCUUUUUAUUGGAGUGCAUGAUAAGAGUAGGCGAGUCCUGGGAUGUGCAAAAGAAAAUAUUGACCCCGACUCUCUGCAAAGAGUGAUAGCACAGGCAAUUUCUAAGUUGCCAGUUUUCCAUUUUUGCUCCACUGAUGCACAAGUUUUCUAUGAGAUCAAAGUUAUAGAUGUGUUUAAAAAUGAAAACCUAUAUGGUUAUCUCAUUAUUGUCAAUGUUGAGCCUUUCUGCUGUGUGGUGUUCUCGGAAGAUCCUGCUUCAUGGAUGGUGAAAGAGCAGCAGAAAAUAGUCAAACUGAACAUGAAUGAAUGGGUGGCAAAGAUGAUGAACACAGAUCCAGAUUUGCCUGAAGCUUUUGAAUCUCAGCUGACUCUAUCUGACCAUCCUGCAUACUGCAGAGAACAAGUGAACCAUAAAACCCAACUCCAGCAGCAUUUAUUUCCAGUGUCACCAGGACGUUGGCAGUAUAUCCCUGAAACUCUCUGGAUGGAGCUGUCCUCACAGCACAAAGGAUUGGAGGAGUUAAUACAUCAGCAAGUCCAUCCUGCCUCCUGGGGAAUUCUGAUCUUUUCCAGAAGCUGGGCUGUGGACCUGGGGUUGGAAGAGAAGCAGGGAGUCCUCUGCGAUGCUCUACUCAUUGCGCACAACAGACCCCCCACUCUGUACACCAUUCUGGGGGAUCAGGAUGCAGAAGGGCAGGACUACUGCAACCGCAUUGCCUUGACAUUGAAGCAGAAGCUGGUGACCAUGGGUGGCUACACUGGGAAGCUGUGUGUCAUGACCAAGGUCCUCUGCCUGAAUCCCAACAUCAACGCAGUGUCCCUGGAGAUGUCCAGCUCUCAGAUUCAUUAUCCCUGGUCCUAUAACUUUGUAGGCACCCAGCAAAUGGAAUCUUUCCUCCAGGCACUCAUGAUUGUCUUACUGGGCUUCAGAUCUUUGCUGCGUUAUCAACCUGAGAAGAAUUCUUAUCUGUCCAACUUCCACCAUCACAGCCAUUUGUUUGUCCAUGAUUUACCUGUCUCAGGAAAAGCAACCAUGGCCAUGAAGAUCAGGGAUAGAAACAUUCGUCUCUACAUGGAAGCUGAAGAAGUUGAAAAUGUCUGUGAGGAUGUGUCGGGAAAAACAACCAUGGCCAUGAAGAUCAGGGAAAGAUAGAAACGUUUGUCUCUACUUGGAAACUGAAGAAGUUGAAAAUGUCUGUGAGGGUGUGUCGUAAAAGGAUUCACUCUACUUCAAGCUGAAUGGGUUCAUGGUGUCAAGGAAACCUUAAAAACUGAGAGAGACCUGAGUCUGAAUCAAAUAACAUUUAUGUGACAGACACCUGCAAAACUCUCUUUGAAAGAGAUUAUUCAUCCAACGAUGUUGCUGUGCUUGUGAGUACUGCAAGUGAGAUGGACAUGAACAUCAUAAUAAUGAUAUAAAGUGAAUCAUGAAAAAUGUUCUCACCUCCAAAAAUGAUCUUCGUUCUUUGCUUCUGUUAUUUAUUUAUUUGUUUAUUUAUUUUUUUCUUUGUUGCGGAACUGGGGA
Molecule: messenger RNA, 2259 nt
Organism: Octodon degus (degu)
Lineage: Eukaryota; Metazoa; Chordata; Mammalia; Rodentia; Octodontidae
Product: schlafen family member 13-like
Exons: 3
Coding region: 1-1887 (628 amino acids)
Biological process (GO): defense response to virus
Molecular function (GO): tRNA binding
Source: RefSeq, a predicted model, not a curated record